CAGGGGGAAUGACCUGUACUGCAAACCUCCAACACUCAGUUUUCUGAAAGACUGACUGACAGAUUCUGAAAAUGGCGUCCUUCAGAAUUCUGUCAAAAUCAGAGCAAUUUCAUAGAAACAUAUCUUCAGUGAGAAGACAAAAAGGAAUACUGUCUAUGCAGUAUGGCAAGUGUGUUGCUCACCCUCGGGUGUGUGGCUGUUACUUCUCCACCUCCUGCCCCAGGGAUGCCCGUUUCUUUACCGACCCCACAGAGGCAGUGAAAGACAUCCCAGAUGGCUCCACUCUACUGGUCGGAGGGUUUGGUUUAUGUGGAAUACCCGAGAAUCUGAUUGGGAGUUUAUUGAAGACUGGAGUGAAAGGUAUCACAGCAGUCAGCAACAACGCUGGCGUGGAUAAUUUUGGUCUUGGUCUGCUGCUGAGGACCAAGCAGAUCAAGCGGAUGAUUUCUUCCUACGUUGGGGAGAAUGCAGAGUUUGAGAGACAGUACCUUUCAGGGGAACUGGAGGUGGAGCUAACGCCUCAGGGUACCCUGGCAGAGAGGGUACGUGCCGGCGGUGCUGGGGUCCCUGCCUUCUUCACGCCCACUGGGUAUGGCACACUGAUCCAGGAGGGAGGCUCACCCAUCAAAUACAACACAGACGGCAGUGUGGCCAUCGCUAGCAAGAAGAGAGAGGUGAGGGAGUUCAAUGGCAUCCACUAUGUCAUGGAGAGAGCCAUCACAGGGGACUUUGCUCUGAUCAAGGCCUGGAAAGCUGAUCGAGCCGGUAACAUUGUGUUCAGAAAAACAGCACGGAACUUCAACCAGCCCAUGUGUAAAGCAGCUAAAGUCACCGUAGUGGAGGUAGAAGAGAUUGUAGAUGUGGGGACCUUUGCUCCAGAAGAUAUACAUGUCCCCAGCAUCUAUGUUGACAGGAUUGUGAAGGGGGCAGUGUAUGAGAAGAGGAUAGAGAAGAGAACGGUCCAGAAAGGCUCUAUGGAGACGCCCAAACCCAAGAGGAAGGCAGACCUGCUCCGAGAGAGGAUCAUCAGGAGGGCAGCACUGGAGUUCCAGGAUGGGAUGUAUGCAAACCUUGGUAUUGGGAUCCCCAUGCUGGCCAGCAACUUCAUCAACUCUGACAUCACUGUGCACCUACAGAGUGAGAAUGGACUUCUGGGCCUGGGUCCUUAUCCCACCGAAAGUGAGGUAGACCCAGACCUUAUCAAUGCAGGUAAAGAGGUUGUAACUGUGGUUCCUGGAGCUGCGUUUUUCUCCAGUGAUGAAUCAUUCGCUAUGAUCAGGGGUGGCCACAUUGACCUGACCAUGUUGGGGGCCAUGCAGGUGUCUAAGUAUGGGGACCUGGCCAACUGGAUGAUCCCGGGAAAGAUGGUGAAAGGAAUGGGAGGAGCUAUGGACCUAGUGGCAAGUGCAGGAACCAAAGUGGUGGUGACCAUGGAGCAUUCUGCUAAGGGGGACAAACACAAAAUCCUGGAGAGUUGUACUCUCCCACUGACAGGGAAGCAGUGUGUGGAUAGGAUCAUCACUGAAAAGGCAGUUUUUGAUGUUGACAAGGCCAGCGGCCUCACUCUCAUAGAGAUCUGGGAGGGGCUGACUCCUGAUGACAUCAGAGCGUGCACUGGCACAGACUUUACUGUGUCCCCAAAUCUAAGACCAAUGCAGCAGAUCUGAACCCAGUGACUCCAAGCCUUUCUGCAGUGCACAGAAUCCUUCUUUUAACAUUCCACAUGACCAUAGUGCUACAAAUGCAUGUACACAACACAACUCUGGGAGAAAGGUAUAAAUAGGCCUGCAGACUUGAAGGUAUUGACAGUUAGGAGUCAGUCGGCUACAACGUGCCUGUGACUUACAAUAGAAUCAGCUUGCUGAAGUCUAGGCCUACAAUGCAAUGACUGGUCAUUCAAAGGUGUACAUGGUAUGAUCCAUGGCAGAUUGAUUUACUCUUUUAAAAUGGCAUAACUAAAUUUGUUCUUGAGUUUCAUAAUUUUACAGAGUCACUCAAGUGCUAAGUGUUUUUUUUGGUUCAGGAUGGGAUGAUACAGCAGCAGAUGGCACAGGGAUGUAUUGUCUGCAUGAUAUCAUACAUUAUAUACACUUGAGAGCAACUGGGGUAGUCAAACUCAUACAAUGUGUCUAACUUGGGUAAAUUCAGCAUUGUGACCUUUGCACUAAUGGUACGGCACAGAGAGGCUCAACCAGGAAAAACAAUUGUUACGCAACCUGUUCCCUACUCAGAAAAAGUAGCAGUGCUGUUUGAACAAAACCACUUAAAUUUCAUGAUUAUACAUGCAGUGUUACACAAUACCAUCAUAAAAACAAUGACACCAUCUAAAGUGAAAGACUAGGGUGGACUAAGUUAAGUUCAGGAUUGUUGCUGCCACCAUCGGUCAGAAUGCAAUGACGAGAUUUGCAUUCUCAAUUAAUUUCACACACAGCAAAGGCAAACUGAGGCGGGGGGGGGGGUGUUUGCUCCUGGAUUCUGUUGGAUUGUAAGGCCGGUAGGUAGGGUGUGAUGGUCUAGGAGGAAGAGAGAAAAUACAUGUCAGGGGCAAAUCAACAUAUAAAAGUGCAUGAACCAAGUAGUGCCAGGUGAAUAAACAGGACGGAAAUAUGUAA
Messenger RNA from Salvelinus sp. IW2-2015, 2612 nucleotides. RefSeq names its product succinyl-CoA:3-ketoacid coenzyme A transferase 1, mitochondrial. The record is from RefSeq and is a predicted model, not a curated record. Gene Ontology annotation, molecular function: succinyl-CoA:3-oxo-acid CoA-transferase activity. Lineage: Eukaryota; Metazoa; Chordata; Actinopteri; Salmoniformes; Salmonidae. Gene Ontology annotation, biological process: ketone body catabolic process. Gene Ontology annotation, cellular component: mitochondrion.